AAAUCAUAAAUUUGAUAAAAAAAUGGAUAUCCAGGAAAAAGAAAACUAGUCUAACACUGCGUAGAAAGAAGGCCCAUUGAGCCCAAAUAGAUGCAGAAGCAGAAGCAGCAGGAAGUGAUAAUGUGCUUCUGUUCUGCAAUCAACACCGACAACACAGAAAGAAAUACACGACACUGUUUCUCAAUCCAAAAGUUUUGGAUAUUAUCAUUUUUUUUUAAUAACCAAAUGACGGCGCUACUAGACUCCUCACCAGCACAUUUCUUUAAUUAUCCCAACUUCUCCUCAUCUACAAACACUUCUAUAUCUUUCUCUGCUUCUCCUCAACUCCCGGAAGGGGCAGGCGCUGACCGGUCCCGAGAUCGCCGGAAGGUCGUCCGAAUCGCCUGGGAGAAGCUUGUCCGAUGGUCCCGCUCUUGGCGCAAAAAGAACAACACCACAGAUGUCCUCCAACGCACCAACAAGGUAGCGGUGCUUGGAGGAGGUUCGUUUGGUACAGCUAUGGCUGCGCAUGUUGCUAAUAGGAAGUCUGAGUUAGAGGUCCACAUGCUUCUACGUGAUUCUUUCGUUUGUCAAUCAAUCAAUGAAAACCACUGUAACUGCAAAUACUUCCCUCAACACAAGUUGCCAGACAAUGUGAUUGCCACCACUGAUCCUAAAUCUGCUUUGCUUGGCGCAGACUACUGUCUACAUGCUGUGCCUGUUCAGUCUUUUAACAACUUAAUGCAGUUCAGCUCAUCGUUUCUUGAGGGCAUCGCAGAAUUUGUUGAUCCAGGCUUGCCUUUUAUAUCCCUAAGCAAAGGCUUAGAGCUCAACACCUUGAGGAUGAUGUCUCAGAUUAUUCCUCAAGCAUUAAACAAUCCUCGCCAGCCGUUUAUUGCACUCUCUGGACCUUCAUUUGCACUGGAAUUGAUGAAUAAGUUACCAACAGCAAUGGUAGUGGCAUCUAAGGACAAAAAAUUGGCAGAUGCUGCUCAACAGCUACUAGCUUCUUCUCAUUUAAGAAUCAGCACUUCAAGUGAUGUUACAGGGGUGGAAAUUGCAGGUGCCCUUAAAAAUGUGCUUGCUAUAGCAGCGGGAAUUGUGGAAGGAAUGAAUCUUGGUAAUAAUUCUAUGGCAGCUCUUGUAGCACAAGGUUGUUCUGAGAUCCGCUGGCUGGCUACAAAGAUGGGUGCAAAGCCUGCAACAAUUACUGGUCUGUCGGGGACGGGAGACAUUAUGCUUACAUGUUUUGUUAAUCUUUCAAGAAAUAAGACAGUUGGAGUGCGUCUUGGAUCAGGGGAGAAGCUUGAUGAUAUACUCAGUUCCAUGAACCAGGUGGCAGAAGGUGUAUCAACAGCAGGGGCUGUGAUUGCAUUAGCCCAGAAAUAUAAUGUUAAGAUGCCAGUUUUGACAGCAGUUGCUCGGAUCGUAGAUAAUGAACUGACUCCCAAAAAGGCUGUUCUGGAAUUGAUGAGACUCCCUCAGGUCGAGGAAGUGUAAGAAGGUGGGAGGUUUUGAAAUGCCUCAUUUCAUUCCAACAGCAAUUUUUUUGCAGAGUCAGCUUAAUCAAAUUCUUGUUUACCUAAUUUUAUUAUUAUGUAAAUGCUACUCUGCCAUAAAUUUUGGCUCAGGGAAAGGUUUUGUAAAGUAAGGGUAAAAAUUUAUAUAUGUUUUCCCUUUCAAGGCAAUAAUUGAUGGUUCUUUGGAUAAA
Molecule: messenger RNA, 1690 nt
Organism: Ricinus communis (castor bean)
Lineage: Eukaryota; Viridiplantae; Streptophyta; Magnoliopsida; Malpighiales; Euphorbiaceae
Product: glycerol-3-phosphate dehydrogenase [NAD(+)] 2, chloroplastic
Exons: 9
Coding region: 91-1479 (462 amino acids)
Biological process (GO): carbohydrate metabolic process; glycerol-3-phosphate catabolic process
Cellular component (GO): glycerol-3-phosphate dehydrogenase (FAD) complex; cytosol
Molecular function (GO): NAD binding; glycerol-3-phosphate dehydrogenase [NAD(P)+] activity
Source: RefSeq, a predicted model, not a curated record